Messenger RNA from Sinocyclocheilus anshuiensis, 1054 nucleotides. RefSeq names its product gremlin-1-like. The record is from RefSeq and is a predicted model, not a curated record. The coding region runs from base 245 to 757 and encodes 170 amino acids. Gene Ontology annotation, molecular function: receptor ligand activity; BMP binding. NCBI's taxonomy places the organism in Eukaryota, Metazoa, Chordata, Actinopteri, Cypriniformes, Cyprinidae. Gene Ontology annotation, biological process: animal organ morphogenesis. The transcript is spliced from 2 exons.
AGUUCCUUACUCUCUUAAAGCACUGGACCAUCCCUAAAAUGCUGUGAACCACAGAGGAGGCGUGGACUGCCCCAUUCUCUUUAAAUGUCAGCACUCAGAACAGAGCUCCAGACCUUAGUUCAGACUCAGAGUUCUGGAUCAUUUGGUUUAACCUAUUUUUAAUCAGUUUGUUAUGGUAUACAAAGACCUUUGUGAACAUAGCUCCAGUCCAUGUGAAGAAGUUUGAACCAUUAUUAAUCUGAGGAUGACUAAAGACGCAUUAGCUGUCACUAUCGUGGUCUUGUGGCUGCUCUGCAAUCCGGCGAGGAUCAGGGGAACCGGCGCCAUUCCUCACCCAAAUAAAUACAGCCCAAACCAGUCGGAACAGACACCGCAGGCCAGUUCCAGGGGAACGGGACCACCUUCAGUCGGGGACGAGGUAUUGGACUCCAGUCAGGAGGCUUUACACAUAACGGAGCGCCGUUACCUCAAACUUGACUGGUGUAAAACGCAGCCGCUGAAACUGAUGAUCUACGAGGACGGGUGCCAGCCGCGCGCCAUCAUCAACCGCUUUUGUUACGGGCAGUGCAACUCUUUCUACAUACCUCGGCACGUUUAUCAAGAGGACAGUGCGUUUCAGUCGUGCUCCGUGUGUAAGCCAAAGAGUUUCACUACCGUGACUUACACGCUCAUCUGUCCCGGGCAAACUCCCAGCACCAAGAAGAAGCGCGUGCGCCGCGUGAAACAGUGCCGCUGUACUUCUGUCGACUUGGAUUAAACUCGCUGACGUCAUUGUUGUAGGCUACUUCUGUAUGUUUGUCUGAAAGUCAAAAAUUCCUAUAGCUGAAUAAUGUAGGAGCAUGAUCGAUUUGUUUCCUCCAUUAGUUCUCCAGUCAUCAAAAUGUGUCCUUUAUAUUGUGAAGAAAUACAACUGAUGCAAUUAAAUGUAGGCUACAACAAGUUGGAUAAGUUAUAAUACUAUAAAAUAGUGACAUUAAAAAUAUGCUUAUAUUAUUAUUAUAUUAUUCUCCACUGUGUGGAGCAAAAUUUGCGCAUUGAUGCAAAUAGCUUGUUU